AUGGCGGUCAGAUUCCGACAAUCGUCCCAGCAGCUUGCGCUUUGCGCCAGGCAGGCUCUCCGGACUGCCACCCGGCCCGCAUACCGUGCAUCCCGCCUCCCCCGCGCCUCCCUCUCGUCCGCUCGCCAGCUGCCCACCUCGAGGCUCUACUCGACACAAUCGACCGAGAAGCCCGAACCCAAGAAGGAUGACGACAACAGCUCGCCCAAGCCCGAGGAGAAGGAGGAAGACUUCGAGCCCAGACGCCCCUUACCCCCAGGAUGGGUGCGCAUGGAGAAGCAGGACCUGAAGGAUUUCGACGCUUUCAUACAGAAGGCCUCGGCGAAGACCGGAAUCAAGAUUGAGGGCCAGGAUGUUAUCCUCCAAGGCAUCAAGCACUACGGCUGCCCACAAGAGACGCGAGAGCUUCUCAAAAAGUGGAUCAGUGGCAACAUCACCAUCUUCGAGCAGCUCAGAUGUAUGAAGGCUCUGGUUAUGCUGGCCAAGGACCUCGGUGAGCACGAGGUCGAAUACAUGAGGAGGAACCCUAGCGCCAAGUCUAUUGCCAAGGGGCUCAAUGACAACACCUUCACUUCGAACCAGCCAGAGAGCGACAGGAAAGCGCAGACGUCGGCGGAGGAGCAGAAGCAGCAAAGCCAAGGCAAGGAAGCCGGUGAGAAGCAAACCGGCCAAGAAGGAAAGCAAAGUGGCGAGCAACAAGGCCAGCAAGGGCCCAAGAGGCCCGGUGCUCAGGGUCAAGGCCAGGGCCAAGGAGGCCAGGAGCCUCCCCAGAGUGGUCCUCUUGACGGCGGUCUCAUGAACUACGUUAUUGGUACCGCCGUUCUGUUCUGGACCUACAAGGUGCUGUUCCCCGGAAACGACUCCCGCGAGAUCACUUGGCAAGAGCUACGGAAGAACUUCCUGGAGAAGGGCCUGGUCGAGAAGCUCACGGUCAUCAAGGAUCGCGUAGUUGUGGAUCUCAACAAGGAGGCUACCAGGCAGAUGUACCCCGAGUCGGCCGCCACUGCCCCGGGCUUCCACUACUACUUCUCUAUCGGCUCUAUCGACGCGUUCGAGAGGAGAUUAGACGAGGCCCAGUCCGAGCUCGGAAUCCCGCCUGCUGAGAGGAUACCUGUCAGCUAUGCCAACGAGUUCAGCUGGGGUAACGUCAUCCUUGCCUUUGGCCCUACCCUGGUGCUCGUCGGUCUGCUUGCCUACAUCUCCAAAAGAGGUCCCGGUGGCGCUGGCGGCCCGGUGGCAUGUUCGGUAUCGGCAAGAGCAAGGCCAAGAUGUUCAACCACGAUUCCGCGGUCAAGGUCAAGUUCUCGGAUGUCGCUGGUAUGGAUGAGGCCAAGGUCGAGAUUAUGGAGUUCGUCCAGUUCCUCAAGGAGCCCGAGCGCUUCCAGAAGCUCGGUGCCAAGAUCCCCCCGUGGUGCCAUCCUCUCUGGUCCUCCCGGUACCGGUAAGACUCUGCUUGCCAAGGCGACUGCCGGUGAAUCCCAGGUUCCCUUCUUCAGCGUCAGUGGUUCCGAGUUCGUGGAGAUGUUCGUCGGUGUCGGUGCAUCCCGUGUCCGUGAUCUCUUCGCCACGGCGCGGAAGAACGCUCCCUGCAUUAUCUUCAUCGAUGAAAUCGAUGCCAUUGGUCGGUCUCGUUCCGACGGCGGCUUCAGGGGUGGAGGAAACGACGAGCGCGAGGCUACCCUUAACCAGAUUCUUACGGAGAUGGACGGUUUCAACACGACUGAACAGGUGGUCGUCCUUGCCGGUACCAACAGACCUGAUGUUCUCGACAAAGCUCUUAUGCGUCCCGGUCGCUUCGACAGGCACAUCAACAUUGACAGGCCUACGAUGAAGGGUCGUCAAGACAUCUUCAAGGUCCAUCUGGCCAAGAUUGUGACCAAGGAGGAUAUCGAGUACCUCACCGGUCGUCUCGCUGCCUUGACCCCUGGCUUCGCUGGUGCUGACAUUGCCAACGUCGUCAACGAGGCUGCCCUUGUCGCUGCCAGAGCGAGCGCGGAGACGGUCGCUAUGACCCACUUUGAGCAGGCUAUCGAGCGUGUCAUCGGCGGUCUGGAGCGCAAGUCUCUGGUUCUCAGUCCCGAGGAGAAGCGGACAGUUGCCUACCACGAGGCUGGCCACGCCAUUUGCGGCUGGUUCUUCCAGUGGGCCGAUCCUCUCCUCAAGGUCUCCAUUAUUCCCCGUGGCCAGGGCGCGCUCGGCUACGCCCAGUACCUGCCUUCCGGUGACGCCUACCUCAUGAACACCAAGCAGCUGAUGGACCGCAUGGCCAUGACUCUUGGUGGUCGUGUGUCCGAGGAGAUCCACUUCCCCGUCGUGACAACGGGCGCCAGCGACGACUUCAAGAAGGUCACUAAUAUGGCGCGGGCCAUGGUGACGCAGUGGGGCAUGUCGGAGAAGGUGGGCAUGCUGCACUUUGACGACAGCGCGGAGCGGUUCCAGAAGCCCUUCGCCGAGUCGACGGCGCAGGCAAUCGAUAACGAGGUGAAGCGCAUCGUCGACGAGGCUUACAAGCAGUGCAAGGACCUCUUGACGGCCAAGAAGAAGGAGGUCGGCAUGGUGGCCGAGGAGCUCCUCAGGAAGGAGGUCCUGUCGCGCGACGACCUCGUCCGCCUCCUCGGCCCCCGUGAGUGGCCCGACAAGGAGGAGUUCUCCAAGUACUUCAACGGCGAGCGCAAGGGCGCGCCACCACCGUUCCCUGUGGAGAAUACCGAUACUCCCGAGGAGUCGGGGCCGACACCGGCUAUGAAGGAGGGUGAAGCCGACAAGGCCGUGGGCAACAAGGAGGGUGAGAGCAAGGAGACAAUGUGA
Messenger RNA from Sordaria macrospora k-hell, 2808 nucleotides. RefSeq lists its product as uncharacterized. Gene Ontology annotation, cellular component: membrane; m-AAA complex. Lineage: Eukaryota; Fungi; Ascomycota; Sordariomycetes; Sordariales; Sordariaceae. Gene Ontology annotation, biological process: mitochondrial protein processing. Gene Ontology annotation, molecular function: zinc ion binding; ATP binding; ATP hydrolysis activity. The record is from RefSeq and is a predicted model, not a curated record.